Messenger RNA from Loxodonta africana (African savanna elephant), 5955 nucleotides. RefSeq names its product transforming growth factor beta receptor associated protein 1 (gene TGFBRAP1). The record is from RefSeq and is a predicted model, not a curated record. Bases 2067 to 4649 code for a protein of 860 amino acids. The transcript is spliced from 12 exons. Lineage: Eukaryota; Metazoa; Chordata; Mammalia; Proboscidea; Elephantidae. Gene Ontology annotation, biological process: intracellular protein transport; autophagy; vesicle-mediated transport. Gene Ontology annotation, cellular component: cytoplasm; membrane.
GUCGUCACGCCGGGUGCGGCGCGCGGCUGCUGCUCCUUGUCGCGUUGAGCGGAGCCCUGGGCUGAGCGCUUGCGGGCGAGUGUUCUCCAGGAGGAAGGACUCGAAAGCGAUGACAGCUGAAGAGGUGAAUGGCGUUUCAGGUCUUACGGAAAGAGAGGGAAGAGCGAAGUUCACGGAGGCUGCCACGAUUGGCCGCGCCUCUGUGACGUCCUGUGGCAGGGGCCUUGGGAGUUCUUACGGGAGAGAUACACCUUACUCUAAAUAUGGCAGUUACCGCGUCUCAAGUCUUGUUUUUCUUCUUUUUUUCCGUUUUAUCUUUGAGUCAUAAUUAUCCUUCAAAGUAAUGUAAGCCCACUAAGACCAGAGACUUUAUUUAGUUCAUUCCCGAUAUCCCCAGCGCCUGGAACAUAAGAGGCACUGAAGUUCUGUGAAAUAAUACAAGUAACCUGCCCACCUGUGAAAAUUAAUAAGCAGCUGAGAAACGCUAGUAAUAACGGCCAAACCUUGGUACUGCAUUUUACGUGGAUCAUCUCAUUUACUCUCCUUAACAGCCCCACGAGGUACAUACAUCACUUUUUCAGAUAGGAAACGGAAGCACAGAAGAUAAUUUGCUCAAGAUCAUAGAAUGAGGAAGUAGCAAGACUGAAAUUCAAGUACAUUGCUCUGCAGUACUAAGAAAUAUAAUGAAGCAACAGUUUUUAGUUUAAACAUUGUUUUAGAUGGCAAAGACUAAUUCCUAGUAAUUACUGACCUGUUUCUGUCAAAUCUUUCACGGGAGAGGUUCCGUAACGUUUUGCCUAUUUUAAACUUAAACUUGCAGACGUGUUCUAAAUGCUCAUUGUUUGCAUCCUCUUUGAAGUAUCAGUUUAUUGGAAUUUACAGCGUUUCUACAAAAAUGCGAACAACUCUGAUUAUGCGAAAGAUAAACCUUGAAAGAGUAACAUAAGUGAGACACUAAAUCAAAAAAGCAAGAAAAAGCUGAGAGGAGUUUUGCAGUUUUUCUGAAUUCUUUAUAUGACACUUUAUUUCUAGAAACUGAUUUUCAGAUCUGGGAGAAAACUUAAAAGUUACUCAGUUCUUUCAUUUUGGUUCUGAGGAAGCCGAUCUGAAAGAGAUUAAAUGACUUGCUAAAGCUGAACAGUCUUAAACUGAGCUGAGACAGGUAUUUAGAUGCCCUAACUUGGAGUUAAGGGGCUCUGGUGGCACAAUGGUUAAGCCCUCAGCUCCUAACCAAAAGGUCAGCUGUUCAAACGCACUAGUGAGCAGCUCUGCAGAAGAAAAGACCUGGCAAGCUGUUCCCUUAAAGAUUACAGCCUAGAAACUUAAUGGGGACGUUCUACUCUGUCCUACAGGGUCGCUAUGAGUCAGUUGACUUGAGGGCACACAACAACGACUUGGAGUUAAAUGUUCUUCUCAUUGUAUGAGCUGUCUAAAAUCUGAUUUAAUUUUCAUAACAAUGGUGAGAUUAGUGUAUAGGUAUUGUUAUCCCUAUUUUCCAGAUAAGAAAAAAAAAAAGUUUUGAUGGCAAUAGCAGCUACAUUGGCUGCUUGAAAGGCUGAAAAGUAGACAUUGGUUCAAAUCCUUUUCUGUAUUGAGACCCUGGGUGAGUAAUUCAAUUUCUCAGCUACAGCCCCCUCAUCAGGAAAAUACCAUACUAACGCUUUCCUUGAAAAGUUAUCAAAGGAGUGAAGAUUAUAUAACACAGUUUGCACAGAGUAUGUGCUUAAUAACUGGUAGUUGUUUUUUAAAAAAAAGUUUUCUGUCAGAGGAGGCAGAGUAGAGAAGUGGAAAAAGGGCAGGCUUCAGAGUGGCCCAGGCUUGGAUAAAAUCCCAGCUCCAGCAUUCACCUGUGACAAAUACUUCACCUCUCAGCUCCAGUUUCCUCACCUGUGACAUGCAAGUUAUGAUCCCCACUUCACGGCAUUGUAAGCAUUGGAGCUCAGCUAUGUAAAGUGCCUCUUCUAUUGCCUCUACCUGGAGGUUUAUCGGAGGCUAUCAACUGUCAUCCAAGGAGAAAAGCGGCAGGAUGCUGGCAAAGGAUAAGGGAAAAAAAUCAACCAGUAGACAUGAUGACCAUCAAGGCCUUUAGCUUGGUCUCUGCUGUUGAGCGGGAGCUGCUAAUGGGUGACAAAGAUCGCAUCAAUAUAGAAUGUGUUGAGUGCUGUGGGAAGAACCUCUAUGUUGGCACCAAUGACUGCUUUAUUUACCACUUCCUGUUGGAGGAGAAGACUUCACCCACUGGAACAGCUGCAUUUACUGCCACUAAACAGCUGCACAGACACCUGGGUUUCAAGAAGCCAGUGAAUGAACUGAGAGCAGCGUCAGCCCUCAACAGGCUCCUGGUGCUCUGUGACAACUCCAUAACUCUGGUCAACAUGAUGAACCUAGAGCCCAUUCCAACGGGGGCCCGAAUCAAAGGGGCAGUGACAUUUGCUUUGAAUGAGAAUCCUGUGAGCGGGGACCCAUUUUGCGUGGAAGUUUGUAUCAUUUCUGUCAAACGCAGAACCAUCCAGAUGUUUAUGGUCUACGAGGACCGGGUUCAGAUAGUCAAGGAAGUGUCGACUCCAGAGCAGCCCUUUGCUGUGGCUGUGGACGGUCACUUCUUAUGCCUGGCCCUUACUACUCAGUACAUCAUCUUGAACUAUAACACGGGGGUCUCCCAGGACCUGUUUCCUUACUGCAGCGAAGAGAAGCGCCCGAUUGUGAAGCGGAUAGGCAGACAGGAGUUCCUGCUGGCAGGCCCAGGAGGACUGGGCAUGUUUGCAACAGUAGCUGGAAUAUCCCAACGUGCCCCUGUGCACUGGUCAGAGAACGUGAUCGGGGCAGCCGUUUGCUUUCCCUACGUCAUAGCUCUAGAUGAUGAGUUCAUCACAGUUCACAGCAUGCUGGAUCAGCAGCAAAAGCAGACCCUGCCUUUUAAGGAAGGCCACAUUCUACAGGAUUUUGAAGGAAGAGUGAUUGUUGCCACCAGUAAAGGAGUUUACAUCUUGGUUCCAUUACCUCUGGAAAGGCAAAUCCAGGACCUUCUGGCGAGCCGCAGAGUGGAAGAGGCACUGGUUUUAGCAAAAGGAGUCCGGAGGAACAUUCCCAAAGAAAAAUUUCAGGUGAUGUACAGAAGGAUCCUACAGCAGGCGGGGUUUAUACAGUUUGCACAGCUGCAGUUCCUGGAAGCUAAAGAGCUCUUCAGAAGCGGCCAGCUUGAUGUCCGGGAGCUGAUCUCUCUCUACCCCUUCCUGUUGCCUACCUCCUCUUCAUUCACACGGUCUCACCCUCCUCUUCAUGAGUACGCAGACCUCAACCAGCUGACCCAAGGGGACCAGGAGAAGAUGGCCAAGUGUAAACGAUUCCUCAUGAGCUACUUGAAUGAAGUCCGCAGCACAGAGGUGGCAAAUGGCUACAAAGAAGACAUCGACACAGCCUUGCUCAAACUGUAUGCAGAGGCCGACCAUGACAGUCUGCUGGACCUCCUGGUCACCGAGAACUUCUGCCUUCUCACGGACAGCGCAGCCUGGCUAGAGAAACACAAAAAGUAUUUUGCACUGGGACUGCUUUAUCACUAUAACAACCAAGACGCCGCUGCCCUGCAGUUAUGGGUGAACAUCGUGAAUGGAGAUAUCCACGACUCGACUCGCUCGGACCUCUACGAGUAUGUGGUUGAUUUUCUUACCUACUGCUUAGACCAGGAACUCGUGUGGAAGUACGCUGACUGGGUAUUGCAGAGAAGUGAGGAGGUUGGAGUUCAAGUUUUCACCAAGAGACCUGUGGAUGAACAGCAGAGGAAUAGUUUUAAUCCAGAUGAUGUUAUCAACUGCCUUAAAAAAUACCCCAAAGCCCUUGUCAGAUAUCUGGAGCACCUGGUUAUAGACAGAAGACUGCAGAAGGAAGAGUAUCACACUCACCUGGCUCUCCUGUACCUGGAAGAGGUGCUGCAGCAGAGACCCAGCGCCAACGGCAAGGGUGCAGAAGUGACCGGGACGCAAGCAAAACUACGAAGCCUACUCCAGAAAUCCAACUUCUACAGAGUCCACUUCCUAAUAGAUAAGAUCCAAGGCACCGGCCUUCACAUGGAGAGCGCCAUCCUCCACGGGAAGCUGGAGGAGCACGAGAAGGCCCUGCGCAUCCUGGUCCAGGAGCUGAAGGACUUCUCGGCGGCGGAGGACUACUGCCUGUGGAGCUCCGAGGGCAGGGGCGACCCCUACCGGCAGCGGCUCUUCCACACGCUGCUGGCCAUUUACCUCCGCGCUGAGCCCGCGGACUGUGAGCUGGCCGUGCCCGCCGUGGACCUCCUGAACCACCACGCCGCAGAAUUCGACGCCGCCCAAGUCCUGCAGUUGCUGCCCGACACCUGGUCAGUCCAGCUCCUCUGCCCGUUCCUGACCGGAGCCAUGAGGCACAGUAUCCACACCAAGAGGAUGACUCAGGUAGCCCUAGGCUUGGCCAAAUCUGAAAACUUAAUCUACAAAUACGAUAAGAUGACGUUAAAAGGAAGCUCAGUUCAGCUCUCAGACAAAAAGCUUUGCCAGGUGUGCCAAAACCCCUUUUGUGAGCCUGUGUUUGUUAGAUAUCCAAAUGGUGGGCUUGUCCACACCCACUGCGCUGCAAGCAGACACACGAACCCAAACUCACCCAGCCGUGGCAACCGGACUUGAAAAAACCCCACCUGAGGAUGUGGGUGGACUCGUAGCUCUUUACCAAGCCUGCUGGUGGCAGAGAGCAACCAAGAGGAAGAGGUUACAUCCUGGGUGCUGGGAGACUUCAGUCAAUGUGAAAUGAGGACUCUUUAACUGCUGACCACUUUAUACGAAUGUAAAUGGAAAAUACCUUAAAAUACCCAACAUAGAGACGUUCAACAGUUAACUUGUCCAGGUACAUAGUAAUAAAAAAAAAAAGUCUCCUUUGGAAAAAAAAAAUGAGCCUUUGCUGUGCUAUCCAGACACGUUGGAUUCCCCACCACCCCGCCCCCCUGUAUUUUGCAACACGAAUUUGCACUGAAAACAUUUUGCGUCCACGUGGCAUGGAGAUAAAGCCUCUCUCAACGGGGACUGGCAGGGCACAGAGCCCCGCAGUGGGCAGGUUUCGCUGGAGACAUCUUUCCUUCCUAUGUCCAUGCCCUCUCUGUCCACGCACACAGCCAUUUGGUGUGUCCCUGUCCACUCUCCAGGGUUAUAUAGUGAGCUCUUCCUUUGCCCUUAGAGAUGGCUGACCUUAGGGAAAAAUUUGUGUUCUUUCUUACUUCCCGUCCAUCCCUCAACCCCGGAAAGAUUCUGCCUUUUUUACCAAAGCUCUUGCUUUUGGGUAAAUUUGUAUGCUUCCAGCUGUAUAGCAAGUAAAGGCCUAUUAGAAACGAUAAAGCCUCCCAGAGAGAAGCUGCGUUCACCAUUUGGAAGAUGACAGCAGUGUCAGGAACAACGCAGUGGCCAAGGCCCAGCUGCGUGUCGUCGCAUCUGCUGAUUUGAAACCCCACGAUCAAUAUAUUUGACUAAAAAAAUUUUAUUCGCACUUAAAUCAUAUUCACCUGUUUUCUCUGUUCAGAAAUUCAUCUGUCAUAGUCUUUAGAGAUAUUUUUUUCUCAUUAAAAUGUGCCUCCUGUUCAGUACUUGGGAAACUAAAAGGGAAGUAUUGAUGAGCACAAACGAAGCCUUGUUGUCCCGGGAGCCCUUAACCUCACACGCUCAGCAGGGCAGGUGGUGGGGAAAGCUGCCUUUCCACGGGUGAUGGAGAAGCUCUUUCCUGACGGCACCGCAUGGAAAUAGGCUGCCUUACCUCACAGAGUGCUCUGCACGCCUGCCCCCAAGUUACCGAUGACAGAAAGACGCCUCUCAUUCCUGACGGACUGCGAGUUCAUUUCGUGUCUCCGUAACCAUUGGUGAUAAGCUGAAGCUGUCGUACUUUCACUGCCCUCUUUUGAAUUUAUUCAUCGUGAUCAUUGAUUCUAUUAGAAACUAACAAUAAAGA